Molecule: messenger RNA, 909 nt
Organism: Dibothriocephalus latus
Lineage: Eukaryota; Metazoa; Platyhelminthes; Cestoda; Diphyllobothriidea; Diphyllobothriidae
Source: the annotation of a GenBank genome assembly
AUGCGCGCCAAACUUCAAAUUCCGAAUCUCUACAACACAACCCGCACAAACCUUCUUCUCCUAUCGAGCAGUUCAGAGGAGGAGACGCCAGUCUGUGAUAGAAACCCACCCGUUCAUAAGGGCUUGGAUCCUACCAUUUUCUUCUCCGCUACUGAAGAACAUCAACAGGCUCCAUUUCGGAAGUACAUUCCGCCUCCUGCAAAAUGUAUACGAGAGCUGACGGUUUAUAAUAGGCAUAUGCCGUACUACAUCAACUUAAUUCUCAUCCUGGACCUGUCUCAUUGUAGAAGCAAACUUGCCUCUCGCCUUGACACUCUGUUGCAUCGUCAGCAGUCAAACAAGGUUAUCUGGCUUCACAAGAAAAACCGGACGCGGGAAUCAGGCGUAUCCUCAUCAUUCUCCCCCGCAUCCGUUAUAAAAGACGAUCACGAAGAGCAAACCUUCCGGAUCAAGUCCAUCCGCCUUCCUAGUCCGACCUUCAUCCGGCGUUUCUCCAGUCAGGUUUGCCUGCUGGCUUCAACAGAGGACCAGUCAACUAACACAGUCAUAAUCUUCAUACCUUCCUCUACCCUGACCGAUGAGCAGCUAAAUCUUCUCAGGGACACCUGCGGCCAACGCUCGCUGGAGGUCAGCUUGUUUAAACCAUGGUUCCUUUUCAUCUUUAACUUCACUGGGGGUUUCCUCGCUGCAUUCAUGGUACCAACAUCGGUUUUUGCAGCAGAACGUUCUGGCGUGAGAAGAACCUCCUCUCCGUUGGGUAAUUUAGGCCCUGGGUGCGUCUGCGAGGUCUCCGAUUUACAGGCCCUCCCACAAGCAGGCGAUGAUGGGCUUGCUGCGACGAUCUUAGAACACGUCACCUCUGUGCGGGAGGUUGUCGGUCCGGUGAGUGUUAUUGAUUUCUUUUGUUAA